AUGGGCUGCGAUACAAGACGUCAGUACUCCUCCAGUCACCAAUGUUUUUGCAUCCUGCCGUCGCGGGGUCAUUUGCUACAGCCUUUGUAUGGCUGGCCAGCCCUCCAUGCCGUCGUGACCAUUGCAGUGCUGCCUGUUGCUCCUCUCCUCCAUGACAGCCAGCGUCUGUGCCCAAUUGUGCGACCUGGGGGUUUGCGGACCACACACGUUGGCAGACCACCAGCAAAAGUCGUACUGCGGACGAAAACCACAAGGGCAAUCACAAUCCCCAUGACAAUAAACGCGUCAUGA
Messenger RNA from Bipolaris maydis ATCC 48331, 291 nucleotides. The record is from RefSeq and is a predicted model, not a curated record. Lineage: Eukaryota; Fungi; Ascomycota; Dothideomycetes; Pleosporales; Pleosporaceae.